Caenorhabditis briggsae is the source of this 3984-nucleotide messenger RNA. RefSeq names its product Protein CBR-HUM-8 (gene Cbr-hum-8). The coding region runs from base 1 to 3984 and encodes 1327 amino acids. The record is from RefSeq and is a predicted model, not a curated record. NCBI's taxonomy places the organism in Eukaryota, Metazoa, Nematoda, Chromadorea, Rhabditida, Rhabditidae. Gene Ontology annotation, cellular component: cytoplasm; endocytic vesicle; actin cytoskeleton. Gene Ontology annotation, molecular function: actin filament binding; microfilament motor activity; ATP binding. Gene Ontology annotation, biological process: endocytosis; actin filament organization; vesicle transport along actin filament. The transcript has 10 exons.
AUGCUUCGGACCCUGAGCAAACGACAAAAAGGUGGAGGAACAGAGCCAAGUGCACCUCCAUUAUCUUCUAAACCACCACCAGACCCAUCUAGAAAUGUUGAUAAACCACCUGAUUUUCCAAGACAAAUAGAGCCAGUGAGGCGUGCUCCAGAGCCACCUAGAUCCUAUCAGAAUACACGUUCUUCUGUAAUAACACAACCAUCAGAACCUGUGAGGCGUGCUCCAGACCCACCCAGCGCCUUCCGGAAGGCAAAAACAAUCCGACCAGCAGAACCUACUAGAAGUUCUGAAGUCGCAAGACAAACGCCGAACGAUUCCCUCCCUCCAGACUUUGGAAGAAUCGUAUGGAUCACUGACCCGGAAGAUGGAUUUCGUGCUGCUCAAAUAAUAGAUCUUUCCAAAUCUGGAUUCACACUGACUCUUCUGAAUUCCAAGGAAACUGUCACUAGAAAAUAUGAAGAAGUUUUCUCAAGUGAGGAUGACCCUUUUAAAUCGGUAGAGGAUAAUUGUGCACUGAUGCAUUUGAAUGCAGCAACACUGUUGAAUAAUUGUAGGCUGCGCUACAAAAACGGAAAAAUUUAUUCUUAUGUCGCUAACAUUCUCAUCUCUAUAAACCCAUAUCAAACAAUUGAUGGCUUCUAUUCAACACAAAAAAUCAAAGAGUAUCGUGGAAAGUCACUUGGACAGAAGGAACCACACAUUUAUGCGAUUGCAGACAAAUCGUAUCGAGAAAUGAGGAGACAUAGAAAACCACAAUCGAUCAUAGUGUCUGGAGAGUCGGGUGCUGGAAAAACAGAAUCACAAAAAUCGGUUUUACGAUAUUUGUGUGAGAAUUGGGGCGCGGAGGCUGGUCCAAUUCAACAGAGACUCCUGGAAACUAAUCCAGUUCUGGAAGCAUUCGGAAAUGCAAAAACUUUGAGAAACAACAAUUCCAGUAGAUUCGGAAAAUUCGUGCAAAUUCAUUUUGGUGAGAAGGGAAACGUCGCAGGUGGAUACGUGUCUCAUUAUCUUCUGGAAACUUCUAGAAUCUGUCGCCAGGCUUCUGGAGAAAGAAACUAUCAUAUUUUUUAUCAGCUUAUAGCGGGGACCCCUCCUGAGCUAUACACCUACCUGGCAUUGGGACAACCUCAUUGUUUUAAUGUAAGCUUUGAAGAUUCCAUCCAUCCUCUGAUUUUAAAUAUUUUCCAGUACCUCAAAAAUUGUUUCGUUGGCUUUUUCACCCACCCAAAUUCGACUUCUGCUACUAAAAUUCCCAAAUCCAGAUGGUCUGACUCUCGAUUCUCACAAGAUUCCAUGGUUGAUGACUUUUUGGAUUUCCAAAGAUUGGAAAAUGCUCUAAUGUUGUCUGGCUUGAAAGAAAAGGAGAUUAUGUUCAUUUGGACUACUAUCGCUGGAGUGCUACACUUGGGAAAUAUCGAGUUUGAGGAGAAUAUUGGAGACUCCAAAGGUGGAUGUAGAGUUUCUGGAGGAAGUGAAGGAGCCGUAGAGCAGGCAGCAAGACUUUUGGGUCUUGAGACAAUGGAGUUGAAAAUGGGAUUGUGUGCAAGGAUUAUGCAGACCAAAGGAGGCGCCCGUGGAACAUUAAUUCGUGUCCCUCUGAAGUCCCAGGAAGCCUAUGCCGGCCGUGAUGCCCUCUCGAAAGCCAUCUACACAAAACUGUUUGAUUGGCUCGUCUCCAGAAUCAAUCAAAGCAUUCCAUUUGAGAAGAGCACUCACUUUAUUGGAGUUCUCGAUGUUGCUGGUUUCGAAUACUACGCUGUAAACUCAUUUGAACAAUUCUGCAUCAACUUUUGUAAUGAGAAGUUGCAAAACUUUUUUAAUGAGCGUAUACUAAAAGAAGAACAAGCAUUGUAUGAGAAAGAGGGGUUGAAUGUGAGGAGGAUUGAAUUUGUGGAUAACCAGGAUUGCAUUGAGCUGUUUGAAAUGAAGAGUACGGGACUUUUUGAUCUACUCGAUGAAGAAGCACGUCUGCCGACACCUAGUUUCAAGAAUUUCACAAAAAGAGCUCAUGAGAAGAAUCGGCAACAUUUCAGACUAGAUAAGAACUCUGAUUUUCAGACUCCCCGCAAGUCUAAAGUCAAAUCUCAUAGAGAAAUGAGGGAUGACGAGGGGCUACUCAUUCGUCACUAUGCUGGAUCAGUGUGUUAUGAGACUAAACAUUUUGUAGAGAAGAAUGACGAUCAAUUGCAUAACUCACUCCAGAUUCUGAUUGAGCAAUCAACAUCUUCUCUUCUAGUUUCUCUCUUCCCAUCAUCAACCUCUUCAGAUUCGAUCAAAUCGGGAAACAAGUUAAAAUCUCAAAGCGUUGGAUCCAAGUUCAAAUCACAGUUAUCAGUUCUUUUAAAGAAACUAGACUCCACGGGAACUCAUUUUGUUAGAUGUAUCAAACCGAAUAACCAAAUGACCCCUUGGCAAUUCGAUGGAUCAGCAAUCCUUUCUCAACUCCAGUGUGCAGGAAUGACAUCAGUGUUGAAACUAAUGCAAGACGGUUUCCCGAGUAGAACAUCGUUCGGCGACCUAUAUCCCAGCUAUCAGAGAAACUUGCCUCCAAAAUUAGCUAGAUUGGAUUCUAGGCUGUUUGCGAAGUGUCUGUUUAGAGCACUUGGUUUGGAUCAACACGAUUUUCAGUUUGGUCUAACCAAGGUAUUCUUCAGAGCUGGAAAAUUUGCAGAGUUUGAUCAGGUAAUAAAGAUUAGCUGGCAACUACUCAAACUUUUGAAUUUUCAGAUGAUGAGACAAGAUCCAGAACAUAUGAUGUCACUGAUCAACAAAGUGAAUGACUGGCUAGUGAAGUCUCGCUGGCGACAGGCACAGUAUGCAGUCUGGAGUGUGAUCAAAUUGAAGAACAAGAUCGCCUAUCGGAAUGCGCAGGUGACCAAGCUUCAAUCCAUGACCCGUGGAUAUCUGGCCCGUCAGAGGUACUCUAGACAAAUUGCAAUCUACCGGAAAUCAUGUAACCUAUUGAGAAACUCUAAGGAAAUUGAAAAGAUUCUCUCUCAUUUGAAUGAAAACUCACGGGCCAAGUGGACUAGCUCCGCACACCUCACAAUCAAGGAUCUAGAGAAACUAGUGAGCCAUGUGAGGCUAGCAAGUGUAGAUCAGAUAGAGAAAGCGGAGAUUGCAUACGAACAUUAUGUGAAAAGAGUGGAUUCGAUGAUAUUGGAUUUAAGAAGGCAACAGAAAAGUGAUGAGGUUGAAGAACUGGAAAGGAAAAGGAGACAAGAAGAAGAAAACGAAAGAGUUAUGAUAGAGGAGAAAGAAAGAUUAAAACGCAUGGAAGAACAAAAGGCAAGAAUUCAAAAAGAGCAUGAAACUCAACUGGUGGAACAAAUCAAAAAAGCUGCCAAAAAAAAAGAAGAGAACGAGAAGAGUGCUCAACAGGAGAAACUGGAUGCAAUAGUUCCUAAUAGUUUAGCAGAUUCUGAUGGUAUUGCUUUAGUGAUGUCUCCAGAAUCCGGGUCAAGUUCUGGAAACUCCACAUUGAAGGGGAAAUACGAUUUGGCUCAUUGGAAGUAUGCAGAACUGAGAGAUGCGAUUAACCAUAGCAUGGAUAUUAAUCUUCUCGUGGCUUGUGAAGAAGAAUUCAGACGACGUCUUCGUAUUUAUAACGAGUGGAAGUCAAGAAAUGCGUCAAAACGCGAUGAGCCAGCACCUGCGAGAGCGCCGUUGAGUGUAUAUGAUUCGUCCGGCUCAACUAGACAAUAUCAGCAGAGAUAUUUCAAAUAUAUAUUCGAUGCGGGAGCUCAACUAGACUUUUCCUUCUCUGGAAAAACUGGAAUGUGGUAUGCCCACUUUUCUGGUGAACAUAUUCAUCGUCAGAUCACAAUCCGCCCAUCCCAAAUGCCUCAAUUGAUGAUAGCAGGCCGCGAUGACCUACAAAUGUGUGAGCUGACACUUCGAGAGACUGGUCUCGAACACAAGCCGGGAGCUGAAAUUACAGAAGAAGAGUUUGAGAAUCAGUGGAAAAUGGCUGGAGGGAAUUAA